ACCCCUUUGCCUGUCCAGAUGGACGAACAGAAGUCAGAACCAAAAAAAUAAUCUCUUUGGGGUAAUAACAAUAACAAAUAGAGAAAUACCUUAAAUUAAUAUUUGUAAAAUUGUAAGUUAUGAGGUGAUUGCAAAAUGGUGAAAAUACAUGACGCAGCGGUUGCUUUUAAAGCUCUUAAUGGUAUCAUUUGCGUAUACAAACCACCCUGUGUCUCAGUUCCCCAAGUACAACAUAGAGUUAUAACCAAUUUAAUUCGAGACUUGAAUGCUUUGCCUGACAGAGCUAGAGAACAGAGGGUGGAGAUUUUAGGUCCAACCAAUGGGCCAAUGACAGUAAAACUUGUACCUAACUAUGCAGAUGAUCCAUUAGUCUGUGGACCUAGAUACAUAAGGGAGGACUUCAGAUGUAGUUGGGCCACACACUUAGGUCUUUUUAGUAGUGGCAUUCUAUUGUUGGGGAUUAAUGAAGGAACUCAAUUAACAUAUCAGAUAAACAUGGGAAAGCCAACAAGAGCGUAUAAAGUGCACGGCCAGUUAGGAAAAGCAACAGACACAUACUUUUGGAAUGGACGCACUAUGGAACGAUCUGGGUAUCGACAUGUUACAAGGGAUAAAAUUGACAGAGUGGUAGCUCAUAUGCAAGCAGCACAUCAGAAAACUAUGUUUCAAGUGUCAGGCUUGCAUAUGGAUUCACAGAGUACCUAUGAGCUAGCCUCCCAAGGCCUGAUACGACCUGCAAAUGCCAAAUUGCCAGUUAUAUAUGGUAUUAAAUGUGUACAAUUUGAUCCACCAAAUUUUAUACUGGAAAUUCAAGCCAUCAAUGAAUAUGAAAAAUUCUUGUGGACUUUAGUUCAUGAUUUGGGUGUUCAGCUGAAAACAUCUGCAUAUUGUACUGGUGUUCAGUGCAUACGACAAGGGUGGUUUAACUUGGAGCAUGCAUUACUACGGAAACACUGGAAGCUCGAGCACUUCAUUGAUAACAUGGAGCUCUGCCAUGAAGUAUUAGAAAAGCAUGAUAACAUGUUGAACAAUAAAGCAGCUAACCUUACUGCUUGAAUUAUAAUAUGAAUCAAUUUUUUGUUUUCCAUCCUCAGAAAUUAAAAUAAAUCUGUUUGUUCAAAUCACACUCUCAUAUUAAAAACUUCUUAGUGAAAACAUUAUUUUCUAGUUAAGUUAUUAAAACAUAUAAUAUUACUAUAAGUACAAGGUCACCCAUGUAAAUAAUUCAGAUUAAUAGUGAUAAAUGAAAUAAGUGUUAUAUUAAUCUUUUAUACAAUAAUUAAAUAAGCAAUACAACAAAUUAAUUAUGAACAACUGUUAUGUUUUAAUUUUUCAUCUAUAGUGGCAAACAUAAGCCUUGAAGCCAAAAGGUGUUUGAAUCAUUAUAGUUUUAAGAAAAAAAAAACCUAAUAAAAUGAGAUAAGCAAGACA
Molecule: messenger RNA, 1431 nt
Organism: Leptidea sinapis
Lineage: Eukaryota; Metazoa; Arthropoda; Insecta; Lepidoptera; Pieridae
Product: pseudouridylate synthase TRUB2, mitochondrial
Exons: 5
Coding region: 136-1056 (306 amino acids)
Biological process (GO): RNA processing; pseudouridine synthesis
Molecular function (GO): pseudouridine synthase activity; RNA binding
Source: RefSeq, a predicted model, not a curated record